Molecule: messenger RNA, 2213 nt
Organism: Glycine soja
Lineage: Eukaryota; Viridiplantae; Streptophyta; Magnoliopsida; Fabales; Fabaceae
Product: probable transcription factor PosF21
Exons: 5
Coding region: 251-1903 (550 amino acids)
Biological process (GO): regulation of DNA-templated transcription
Cellular component (GO): nucleus
Molecular function (GO): DNA-binding transcription factor activity
Source: RefSeq, a predicted model, not a curated record
AUGAAAUCCGUGUAGUAGUCAUCGUCGUGGGUGUAGAGAGAGAAAGCAGAAAGAGAGUUCUUUUUUUCUUCUGGUUCUUGGUUUGGUUUGUUGCUCUUGUUCUAGAGAGAGAGAGAGGGAUAAGUGCCUGCUCCUUCGGCAUUUCCGUCAGACAAAGUUAACACUUCCAAGACCGAUUAAUCAAUUCGCCCCUUCACCAUUCCCUAUUACAUGAACUCUCCCAAGAUUUUAAUUUGAAGCUGAAAGAAGAAUGGGAGAAAAUGAAGAAGCGAUGCAGAGGCUUCACUUUCUGAAGCAGCCGUUAAACAUGGAGCAACUUAGCAUCCCGCAAUUCAACCCCUCGCAAAUGCGCGCGAGGCAGCAUCAUCAUCAGAAUCAGUUCGACGGUGGGAACAGUAACAAGCGGGCGGGUAUACCACCCUCCCACCCGCACCCGAUCCCUCCCAUUUCCCCCUACUCUCAGAUCCCGGUGUCGCGUCAGCACAACAACAUUUCCCCUACACCCACCCACACCCGAUCACUCUCGCAGCCCUCGUUUUUCUCGCUCGACUCCCUCCCUCCCCUCAGCCCUUCCCCCUUCCGUGACUCCUCCUCGACUUCCGUGUCGGAAGCUGCUGACGUGUCCAUGGAAGAUCGCGACGUGAGUUCUCAUUCCCUGUUGCCACCCUCACCUUUCUCCAGAACACUCAACAACAGUAAUUUACCAUUACCCCCUCGUAAAGCGCAUAGACGCUCUAACAGUGACAUUCCGUUUGGGUUUUCCACCGUUUUGCAAUCCUCUCCGCCGCUUAUCCCUCUUCGGAACCCCGUUUCAGCGAAACCUGCUCAGUUAGUCAAAAGAGAAACACCGUGGGACAGGGGUGUUGAGAAUAAUAAUAAUAAUAAUGUAGAGGGGUCCGGGGAGAAGAAAUCCCCUGAAGGGGAAGUGGUGGAUGAUCUUUUCUCUGCUUACAUGAAUUUGGAUAGCUUUGAUGCGUUGAACUCUUCUGGGACAGAUGAUAAAAAUGGAGGCGAAAAUCGCGAUGAUUUGGAUAGUAGAGCGAGUGGGACUAAGACCAAUGGUGGUGACAGUAGUGAUAAUGAGGCCGAAAGUAGUGUUAAUGAGAGUGGGGAUGGUGGGGUGAGGCAGGGAGGGAAUGAGAAGAGGGAAGGGAUGAAGAGGAGUGCUGGGGGUGAGAUUGCGCCCACCACUAGGCACUAUAGGAGUGUCUCCAUGGAUAGUUUCAUUGGGAAGUUGAAUUUCGAUGAGGAGUCGCCCAAGCUGCCUCCUUCCCCCGGGCAGAGAAGUGCUCUGAUGUCGCCUGCUGGUGGAAUUGAUGGGAAUUCGGCGGCCUUCAGCUUGGAGUUUGGAAAUGGGGAGUUCAGUGGGCCUGAACUGAAGAAAAUUAUGGCCAAUGAAAAGCUUGCUGAGAUUGCCUUGAUCGAUCCAAAGCGUGCCAAAAGGAUUUUGGCCAACCGGCAAUCGGCUGCGCGAUCCAAAGAGCGGAAGAUGCGGUACAUUUCGGAGCUAGAACACAAGGUUCAGACUCUACAGACAGAAGCCACCACACUAUCUGCACAGCUUACUCUGUUACAGAGAGAUUCGGCUGGACUCACUAACCAGAAUAGUGAGUUGAAGUUUCGCCUUCAAUCCAUGGAACAACAAGCAAAGCUUCGAGAUGCUCUAAAUGAGGCGCUUACUGCUGAGGUUCAAAGACUAAAGCUUGCCACAGCUGAACUAAGUGGCGAUUCGCAUGGUUCUGGCUGUUUGAUUCCUCAACAUUCUGUCAAUCCUCUGAUGUUCCAGCAACAGCAGCAGCCUCCUACUGCAUCCCAACAAAACAUUCAUCUUCAACAGCAACAACAGCAACAGCAGCAGCAUCAGAAUGGUAAUGCCAACUCAAAUUCCGACUUAAAACAAUAGUUUGGGAAGGAGUUCCUGCAGCUGCAUGGUUGGUUCACUGCAGUCAGUUUCGCAUAUUUACAAAAAGGUUUUCCUUAGUUGUUAUGGUCUCAAGUUUGAUUUGCAUUAUUACCUGUCCAGCUCAGACAGAAAGUCCAUAUACAAGUUCUAAUUCCUGUCUUUUAUCUAAAUUAUUAUAGAGCAUAUUUAAUUUCAGUAUAUAUAUUAAAUUGUAAGCAUUAUUUGGACAUGAUUUGUUUUAUGAUGGCAUUUUAGAGAAACUGUUCAAUCUUUCUUUUUGUAAAGAAUGACCAUUCUGUUGUUGUGGAUC